GGGGCCGGGCUGGGACCCCGCGGGCCGCCCCACUGCUUCCCUCCGGGCGGCGGUGGCCGCGGGGCUUUGGGGACCGAUAUUCCGGUUGUACAGGGGGGCGGGGCGGAACCUUUCUCCCCCGCCUGCUGUCGCUUCCCCCCGGGCCCAGGUGUCGCCGGACCGGGAGUGGAGGCUUUAUUACAAACAUGGACCCUGCGGGCCCUGAGCCUGGGGAGCGGUCCUCCGGGCUGGAGGCUCCGGGACUCGCCGAAGACCGGCUCUUCCUGGUUAAAGGCGGACUUUUCCUAGGUACUGUUGCUGCUGCGGGAAUGCUAGCUGGAUUCGUUACAACGUUAUCUUUGGCUAAAAAGAGAAGUCCUGAGUGGUUCAAUAAGGGAAGCACGGCCACCGCUGCGCUGCCGGAGAGCGGGUCUUCCCUGGCCUUGCGAGCCCUGGGCUGGGGCUCACUGUGUGCAUGGUGCGGGGUUGGCGUGAUCAGCUUCGCGGUCUGGAAAGCUUUAGGAGUUCACAGUAUGAAAGACUUUCGAAGUAAAAUGCAAUCAAUAUUUCCAGCAAUUCCCAGGAACUCCCAACCCACUGUCGAGUGGGAGGAAGCAUUGAAAUCCAAAUGAGAUGAGCAUGGCGGGGAAUUCCCAAACGGCUUCGGAGACGCCCGGCAGCCAAGGGACUCACGGAUUUCUCCUCGGGAAGACGCGCCCAGUGUGGUCUGCCCGCGGAUGGACACGGCCGGUGUGUUCACACUGUCCCUCGCUUUGCUGUAAACUUCAUGUGGCGCGCCUGUGCAUCUGUGUCGUUUUGGGGGUGGGGGGGUGGAGGAUAAAUUUUUCCCAAAGUCAGGAAGACCUUUUAAAAUGAUACGAUAACUUCUCUGGGUGGAGGAGAUCCCCGGGGUGUACUUCUGUGUGUGACUGUAAUAGCUGAAGCCAAGUUCUGUACCUGAAAAAAGUUUCUAACAGCCUGUGAUGGAAAAUGCUGAUAACAGGCCCCAACUGCAGCAGCACCUCAUGUGCGUAAUUGAGAGAGUUUCAGCAGGUCUUGCCUGUCAGUCAUGGCUGUUGGGACUUGGGACACUCGCUCCUGCCGCAGACCCUGCAGUGACGGCCGGGAGGACCUGAGCCUGGGCAGCUGGGCGCUGCCCUCGGAGCCGGUCUGAUCCGCACGUGCUCCUUAUGAACCUACAGCCCCACCUGCAGCCUGUAAAUGCUCCCGCUGGGCAAGAGCCAGUGACAGAUUACAAUGACUCGGAAAAGCACAGCUGUGCUCAAAUAAGGGCAAGGACAUCAUGGGCAUUAGACAUAGUAUUUUGAGAAAUUGGUCCCGGGUCCCUAAACGUUAACUGACAGUUUAUAGUUUUGUCUCAGUUGUCAAUGUAAAAAUUGCCCAGUUAUGGCCUACCUAAACAAAUAUUUUUAACCAGAAAAUUAUCUGAGUGUUAAGUCUCAGUAUUAAUUAUUUAGUACUGCCUUGCUGAUGAAACUGGCAAAUUCUUAUAUACACACCCAACCAACCCUUUUCUGUCCUCCACGAGCUCUUACAGGAAACAGAAUAAUGUCUAAUUGCAAUUAUUUUUUACUGGAGAUUUAAAAAUUUUAAAGAAAAAGGAUAUGUCAAUAUGUCCAGAAAAAUAACCUCUGGUUGAAUAUCAAUUGUCCAAUUUCUUUAUCAUUGUUUAGGCCCUAAUUAGCAAUCAGGUUUAAUAAAGUGUAUUUGAAAUUAA
Molecule: messenger RNA, 1717 nt
Organism: Myotis davidii
Lineage: Eukaryota; Metazoa; Chordata; Mammalia; Chiroptera; Vespertilionidae
Gene: TMEM242
Product: transmembrane protein 242
Exons: 4
Coding region: 186-611 (141 amino acids)
Source: RefSeq, a predicted model, not a curated record